Molecule: messenger RNA, 2220 nt
Organism: Corticium candelabrum
Lineage: Eukaryota; Metazoa; Porifera; Homoscleromorpha; Homosclerophorida; Plakinidae
Product: MAM and LDL-receptor class A domain-containing protein 1-like
Exons: 7
Coding region: 70-2220 (716 amino acids)
Cellular component (GO): membrane
Source: RefSeq, a predicted model, not a curated record
GCAACCUUUUUUGCUACAAGUGCAGUUUAUGAGUUUCACUGUUUGCGACAGAAGUCUGAUGAUAUCUGCAUGCGAUUUGCAAUGAUGCAUAUGCAUUCUGCACUCCUCAUUUCUGCAUUUGUGUCUGCAUGUCUGUUGUGCUCUGCAAUUGCGGCAAUUGAUUUUGAGAAAUGCACGUUUGAAACUGACAACUGCCAGUGGAAGAUGGUGGCAGGAAAGUUGAGUGUUUCGUGGAAAUCACAACUCAGCAGCAGUCUAGAGUAUUCAGAUCGAAACAUUCCAUCACAUCUCACUCAAGGAAACGUGUUAGUUGGUAAUGCUACAAGAGAUGACGUUUCGGAUGGCAUUGUGGGCACAGCUGACUUGCUAAGUGAGGAAUUGAGGCCUUCAGAUGGAGUGUGUGGCAUUCAGUUGUCAUACUACAAACCUGAUGAGGCGGGCAAUCUGACAGUUUACUUGCAAUUGAUGAACAAGCAGUUAAUGAAGCUGCAGACAUUAAAUUCCGGGAUAAGAAGAAAUGGUUAUUGGUCGAGGCAGUAUGUUCCAUUUGAUGUGAUUGGACGGGUACGAUUAGUGCUCAAGCUGGAAGUGUCUUCAAGUACACUGCGACCAGUUGCAGUCGACAACAUUCAAUUUUUAUCUUGUUCAGUGUGUACAUUUGAAUCUGGUUACUGUGGCUGGACAAAUGUCCAAGGAAAAAGAUACAUUCAAUGGACUAACCAUUCUCGUACAACAAAAACUGGUAGCACGGGCCCAAGCUAUGACCACACGUAUGGGAUUGAUGGUACAUCUGGUUACUAUCUCUACAUACAAAAACCUGAUCAAAGUACAGAAAUAGAGACUGCAGUUUUGACGAGAAAUCUCACUGUUUUCGAUCACGUUUGCUCAUUGUCAUUUGCAUACCAUAUGUAUGGCAAUGAUGGAGAAGUCGGGUCACUAAUGGUAUCUGUUAAUGCAUCAAAUAAGGUCACUGUGUUGUGGAACAUGUCGGGUAAUCUUGGAGACAAGUGGCUGACAGCAGUCGUUCCUCUGGGAAAGUACAUUAGCAGUAAAACUAGCCAACUUGCUAUCGUUGCUAAGACAGUGGCAAAUGGACGUCAAGGUGAUAUUGCCAUUGAUGAUGUUGAGCUUCGUUUGUGUGCAGUGACCGACUUGUGUACAUUUGCUCAAGACUCGUGCAACUGGAGAAACGACGACAACAGUUUUGUUCAAUGGAAGAUCCAACAGAACAACAAUGCCACAUCACACACAAAUGUAAUGGUUGCCAAUUUUUCAUCGAUUUCCAUUCCCAACAACGGGUAUGCUGCACUGAGAGGUCCAUCUGUCUUUCCUGGUGACUUCAUUUGCUCAUUACGACUGCAUUACACGACAUCAGGGCUGAACAACAGCGAACUUUGUCUGCAAUCGAUGAAUUUGACUGGAGAAUAUGACAUAGUAACAGACCUGCCAAUUUCAUUGACGACAACAAGUUGGAUUAUGGAAUAUCAUUUGCCUCCCUGGCCAGCAUUUCCUGUGAUUUAUGCAGAGAGGAUUGAUGGAGAGAAUGGAUCAAUAGUUCUACACAGUUUAGAGUUCAUCUCUUGUCGUUAUACAACAUUUGAGGUUGAAAAACAAUUUAUUCUAUGGAGGAAAUCAACAUUCUCCAAAUUCAACGGCCGUUGGUUUUUAUUAACAACUGGUUUAAGACAUCUACAAAAUGUUCAACCACUUGAUGAUCACACAUACAGACAAUACAGACAACAUGGUCACUAUCGUGGUCACUAUAUAAUGCAAGCUCAAAUGAAAAGUCAAAACAGUGCAGUUCUCAUUACGUCAGUCAAACAGAAUAAUAUUUGUGGAAUUCGAUUCUGGCUUUAUCGAAACAUAGGGGCACGAUACAAAAUUGAUGUUUCAGCAAUUUAUCGUGGUGGUUUGCCAACACAGCUGCAUGCAAGCAGAGCAAGUGAUCAUGAUCUUGAAAUUUGGCAUUCUAAAGAGGGAGCUACUCAGAUGGAUAUCUUUGGUGCUAAAAUUAUGUUACAGUUGACUUCUUGGAAUUCAUCUAAAGGCCGAGUUGCUAUUGACGACAUUGAGUUUACGGAAUGUGCAGUUUGCUCAUUACCCAGAGGGUAUGUACCUUUGAGACCGGAUUAUGUGGUUGGAAAGUCUCUACAGAUGCAUCUCGUACAGCAACAUGGAUUAGAUGGCGAGGACCACCUCACCAAACAUCAUCUCAUCUGA